This is a messenger RNA of Solenopsis invicta (red fire ant), 1069 nucleotides long. RefSeq lists its product as uncharacterized. NCBI's taxonomy places the organism in Eukaryota, Metazoa, Arthropoda, Insecta, Hymenoptera, Formicidae. The transcript is spliced from 2 exons. The coding region runs from base 605 to 1042 and encodes 145 amino acids. The record is from RefSeq and is a predicted model, not a curated record.
CUCUACUAUUCGGUAUUAAUAGUAAAUAUAUUUUUUAAAUACAGCAUUUAUAUGCUUACUCAGUACAAAUGCCUAGCAAGAAAAUUGCUUAACUAUUGUGUCAAUCUUCUUGUAUAUAUAUAUAUAUAUAUACAUAUAUGUAUGUACAUUAUGAACGAUAUAUAUCUUUUUUAAUCAAAGAUUUUCUCUGCAUAUUGUUUCAAUAAUUAGUAUUUUAUGUUUUGUAAUUAAACAAAACAUAACAAACGUAACAAAAUAAAACAAUAACUUAGAGAAAGCCUUGUGUGUUCAAAAAUUUAUGAAGUAAUUUCUCUCGAUAUUAUAAGAUAAAUAUAUUUAUUUUAUAUAUCCUAUUAAAUAAGGCUGUAAUAACUUUUUGUAUAAUAAGUGCAUUAUAUUAUUCUAUUAUGAUUUUGUAUUCAACCUUGUUUUGUUUUUUAUACCUUUCAACAAUAUUAAAAAUUAAAAGAUUGGAGUACCACAAUAUCAUCACUAGUAUUAUUACAGUGAUAGGAAAAUACCUUCUCAACAUGAGGCAUCAAACUCUGUUCAGGAGAAUUCACAGAAAAGAUAUUUGGAGAAUUCGAAUAUAACACUAGGUCAAAUGUUUCUGAUUUUAUUCGAUGUUUUACAAGAACUUUUGUUUACCGAAGUCAAUGAAAAACCAUCUUUGAGCCAUAAAGUAUCUGCGAUCGGGGAUACAUCAAUUGACGCCAACAACAACGAUUUUCAUACGAUAAUUACUCGCAAUAUUAAGCAACAUGAUUUUGCUACAGGAACAACGAAAGAUUUCGAAACCGAUUAUUGUUCUCUUCGAUCGGCCGCCGUUUGCCCCAAGAAUUGUGAUGUUGCAUGUCGAAAAAAAUCUGCAACCAUUUCAACGAAAGAUGCCGGUUCAUCGAUGAAAAACGCAUUUGAUACUGCUUCCUAUCCUAUGAUUCACGAGGAGUACAAAAAAUCGUCGUAUCGAGAUAUUAGUAAAGAUUUUUGUGUAAGCAAUAUAACAGUUGCCUAUGAGGCAUUAAAUUGUAGCAUAUCGUAAUAUCAAUGGUUUUUAUUUAGGCAGAAA